Messenger RNA from Syngnathus typhle (broad-nosed pipefish), 2365 nucleotides. RefSeq names its product copine-3-like. Gene Ontology annotation, biological process: ERBB2 signaling pathway; cellular response to calcium ion. Gene Ontology annotation, molecular function: receptor tyrosine kinase binding; calcium-dependent phospholipid binding. Lineage: Eukaryota; Metazoa; Chordata; Actinopteri; Syngnathiformes; Syngnathidae. The transcript has 16 exons. The record is from RefSeq and is a predicted model, not a curated record. Gene Ontology annotation, cellular component: plasma membrane. The coding region runs from base 167 to 1795 and encodes 542 amino acids.
CACAACUGAAGUAAAGAUCCGCCUUUUUUCCCUCGUGGAUUUCCCUUUAGUGUUGUAGAACGGGCGACCCUCUAAAGGAAAACGAGCGUCCCAGGGCACCGCCCAUGACAUAUGAACCUUAUCUUCGCUGCUGCACUGCGACGUGGUGUGUAUGUGAAUCCAUACGAUGGCAGGAGUCGGACCCCCUCGCCCUGGAGUCCCCGAUUGUGUAACCAGGGUGGCUUUGAACAUCUCUUGUGAGAAUCUGAUGGACAUGGAUAUCCUCUCAAAGUCUGACCCACAGUGUGUGUUCUACAUGAGCUCAUCUGGGAACAACUGGGUGGAGGUUGGUCGCACAGAGAGAAUCAUGAACUGCCUUAAUCCAAAAUUCUCCAAGACAUUUGUUAUUGACUACCACUUUGAGACGGUGCAGAAGCUGAAGUUUGAGGUGUUCGACAUUGACGACAAUGUCAACUGCAGUCUGCAAGAUGCUGACUUCUUGGGCCAACUGGAGUGCACAUUGGGACAGGUUGUGUCUUCGAGGACUCUAACAAAACCACUUGUCAUGAGGGACAAAAGACCUGCAGGAGCGGGAACCAUUACUAUACACGCCGAAGAAAGAACAGACAACAGGGUGGUGCGACUUGAAGUUGCAGCUAGAAGACUGGAUAAGCAGGGUUUUUUUAGCAAGGCUGAUCCGUUCUUGGAAGUCCACAAAGAGACAGAAAAAGGAUGGCUGUUAGCUCACAGGACAGAGGUGGUGAAAUACAACCUGAACCCAUCAUGGAGAGCAUUCCAAAUCCCAAUACAGGCACUCUGUGGAGGUGAUGUGGAGAAAUCUAUAAAGGUCGACUGUUACGACUUCAGGAGCAGCGGCUCACACAACUUGAUCGGAUCCUUUCAGACCACACUAAGCCAAAUCCAACAGGCAUCACAAACUUACGCGGCUGAGUUUGAAUGCAUCGAUAGGAAGAAGAAGCAGAGCAAGAAAAGCUACAAAAACUCUGGUAUUAUAGUCAUUAAAAAAUGCGAGAUCGUGAAGGAGUAUACGUUCCUUGAUUUCAUCUUUGGCGGCUGUCAGAUUAAUUUUACCAUUGCCAUUGACUUUACAGGCUCCAACGGGGAUCCAACAUCUCCACAGUCGCUUCAUUACAUCCACCCUCAUGGCUAUAAUGAGUACCUUUCGGCUAUCAUGGCAGUGGGUAAUGUCAUCCAAGAUUAUGACAGUGAUAAGUUGUUCCCUGUGUUGGGCUUCGGUGCUCAGAUUCCGCCUACAUGGCAGGUCAGCCACGAGUUUCCUGUCAACUUCAACAAUUCAAAUCCGUUUUGUGAAGGCAUUGCAGGUGUCGUGCAAGCCUACCAGCAAUGUUUGCCACAGGUGAAGCUCUACGGUCCUACAAACUUCUCCCCGGUCAUCAAUCAUGUCGCCCGUUUUGGCUGUCAGGCUUUACAGCAACAAAGUGCUUCCGAAUACUUUGUGCUCCUCAUUAUCACCGACGGCGUGAUCACGGACAUGGAUCAGACUCGCGACGCCAUCGUCAAAGCCUCGCGUCUGCCCAUGUCCAUUAUUAUCGUGGGGGUGGGCAGGGCCGACUUCAGCGCCAUGGAAUUCUUGGAUGGAGAUGACGGGCUUUUGCGCUCGGCUGCAGGCGAAGUCGCCGUGAGAGAUAUCGUCCAGUUUGUUCCAUUCAGACAGUUCCAAAAUGCAGGAGCUGCCGCCCUUGCUCAAAGCGUAUUGGCUGAGUUACCUGACCAAGUGUCCUCCUUCUUCAACUUGUUUGGUCUGAAGCCCCCCAGUGAUCCAAAUCCUUCUUAAAAUUGUAAGCGUGCAUAACAAAUGAAGCAAAAUCAUCCCACUGUGAUCUAGCUCCCUAUUUAACCACUAUUUGUUUUAUGUAAAAAAAAAAAAAAGAAAGAAGACUUUUCCUGUCUUUAUCAUGUUAAGUGCCAAUUGAUAUUUUGUAGAUGAACAAAAUGUCAUAAUAGCCACGUGCCUAUAGGAAUGUUUACAAACCCACUUGAAAAUAUGUACCUCCUAUAUUUUGUAAAAUUUGGGUUAUGCCAGUAUGGUCUUCUAUACAGAUACCUUUUUUUAAAUACUCCAUACGUAAUUAAUUAUAGGGAUUUUUUUUCAUGUUGACAAUGAACAUUGCUAGUUAGAAGUAACCUAAUACUUAAUAUGGUGAUUAUAACUUCAAAAAGAUAAUCAUUAUGGGCAGAGUACACCAAAGGCUUUGUCAAGAGAACAAAAUGUUUACAUUUAACAUUAUUUUGGAAUUUUAUUGUCUUAUAUCAGAGAAUUGUAUUUAUUAUAUUAAUUUGUUUUGUCUAUUGAUGUAUACAUACUGUAUGCAGCACGACAUUAAAAAAAAAUACUGGAACAACA